Molecule: messenger RNA, 3052 nt
Organism: Pimephales promelas (fathead minnow)
Lineage: Eukaryota; Metazoa; Chordata; Actinopteri; Cypriniformes; Leuciscidae
Gene: gk5
Product: glycerol kinase 5
Biological process (GO): triglyceride metabolic process; phosphorylation; glycerol metabolic process
Cellular component (GO): mitochondrion
Molecular function (GO): phosphotransferase activity, alcohol group as acceptor; kinase activity
Source: RefSeq, a predicted model, not a curated record
UGUGACGUACAUAUUUACAAUCGUACUUUAUCUACCGACCGCCUGUCGCUUGUUUUGUUGUUGCCUUCUUUACCGAGGUUCACGCGUGUGUUUCUAGUUUUUGUUGACUUAUAUCAUUCACUAAUGAAAGUAAGAGAAUGUUUUAAGGUCAAAACUCAACUUUUGAUAUUUUAUUUGCCGAUUUAAAGUAACCUUGGACUAACGUACAGUUUAGGAAAGUUAGGGGACACACAUGCUUUCGAUUAUUGUUUAAGUGAACACAUUCAAUCGGCUUGCUUAACGGAUUAAAAACCUGCCCGAGUUUGGAAGAAUGAAACUCAAAUGUCUACGGAGAAAAGUUGAAAACGGGGUAAUUAGCUAGAAGUUUGGACACAGCCAUGGCGACUCAAAUAACCUGAGGCUUUCUGAAUAAGCGCAUUGUGCAAUGGGGACUCAAAGAAACGGGUUCUGCAAACAGGAGACUUUCAUUCUCUCUGUUGAUGUGGGAACAACCUCCAUAAGGUGCCAUGUGUACGAUAAGAGUGCCAAUAUCAGGGGGUUCUGCACCUCGAAGGUGUCCCUUCUGUAUCCUCAGCCUGGAUGGGUAGAGAUUGACCCUGAUGAACUGUGGAAAGGGUUUGUCACUGUAGUCAAAGGAGCAGUUCAAGACUCAGGCUUGCAGAUGCGCCAAAUGGAAGGUCUUGGCAUUUCAACCCAGAGGGCAACGUUCAUGACCUGGGAUAGAAACACAGGAAAACCAUUUCAUAAUUUCAUCACCUGGCAGGACAUGAGGGCAGUCGAAUUGGCAAGUUCGUGGAACAGGUCCUGUACUAUGAAGGCGGUACAUGGGGUAACGAAGAUGCUGCACUAUCUCACCAGACAGAAGCGGUUCCUUGCAGCCAGUUUGGUUGUUUUUAAUACCCAUCAUGUGUCACUGCGUCUUGUCUGGGCCUUGAACAAUAUCCCUCAGUUGCGGCAGGCAGUUGAAGACGGCUCGUGUUACUUUGGGACCAUAGACACCUGGCUUCUGUACAAACUCACUAAAGGCCUGGUUCAUGCUACAGAUUACUCUAAUGCCAGUGCAACAGCAAUAUUUGAUUCCUAUCAGAUGUGCUGGAGUGGAUUUAUUUGCUCACUCCUCUCUAUACCUCUCUCCAUCCUUCCCAGGGUGCAGAACACAAGUCACAAAUUUGGAACAUGCGAUCCAUCCAUAUUUGGAGUGCCCAUCCCAAUCAUGUCUGUUAUGGCGGACCAACAAGCAGCCAUGUUUGGACAAUGCUGUUUUGACACUGGAGAUGUGAAAAUUACUAUGGGCACAGGGACCUUCAUGGACAUAAAUACAGGAAACAAACCACACACAUCUGUAGCUGGCCUUUAUCCGCUGGUGGGCUGGAAGAUCGGUGCUGAAGUUGUGUAUCUGGCUGAAGGUAACGCCGCUGGAACGGGUGCUGCGAUUAAAUGGGCACAUGAUCUAGAACUCUUUUCUGAUGUGAAGGAGACCGAAGCCAUAGCCAGUAGUGUGGAAGACUCAGAUGGCGUAUAUUUUGUGCCUUCUUUCAGUGGCUUACAAACCCCUUUGAAUGAUCCUAAAGCUUGUGCCUCUUUCAUGGGCUUAAAACCUUCCACAACCAAGAGACACCUGGUCCGAGCCAUUCUGGAGUCCAUAGCGUUCAGGAACAAGCAGCUCUUUGAUGUCAUGCUUAGGGAAACGCGUAUUCCCAUCACUAAAAUCAGGGCAGAUGGAGGUGUAUGCACAAAUGAUUUCAUCAUGCAGUUGACCGCUGAUCUAUUGGGGCGUAAGAUAGCACGUCCAUGUCACUUUGAGAUGUCUUGCCUUGGAGCUGCUUUUGUUGCGGGACUAGGAACAGGAUACUGGAAGAACCAAGGGGAGCUGAAGAAGCUUUUGACCACUGACCUACAUUUCCUACCUCGAAAGAGUAAAGCAGAAGGGGACAAUGGAGACCAAUACAGAGAUGUCCUUCAGAGCUGGGAGAGGGCUCUUCAGCGGUCCAUGCACUGGUACAACCAGCCCUGAUUUACCACAAGUUUAUUCUGUAAACAGCGGUGGGGCGUUUCUCUUUCUCACUGAGAAAAACACUUGAACAGUAUAAUUCCAAUCUAGAAACUUGCAGAUCAAUGGUUUAUGAGUACAGUUGCCUAAUCAUGAGGGGUUUUACAGAUUUACAACUUGCUUGUGCAAAUCCAAGCCACUCAGUUGUGAAUCCAGGAGUAUUAUUACGAGGUUGCAGGCUGCAGGACGAUUCCUACUUUAGAAUAAGAUAGAUGUUGCAUUAUGAUUUUGCCAAUCAAUACUUUAGCCAUUAGGCACUGAAAAUCAAUCAGUGCCUUUAUCAAACUACUGUUUAAUAAAUAUGAACAAAUUAAUUUAACUCACUGUGUGCCUUAAUGAGGGGCUUUUGUAUGAGUGAUCCUCGGUUGUAACUCGGUUUCUCAUCUCUUAAAUGAUGACAUCUCACUCUGAGAGGACUAUAGUAAUAUCUAAUUCGUGUUGUUUACAUAAAUGGGAUGCGAGUAAGAGGAAAUUACUGCUCUUUCUCACCUUUAUUAAUACACUGAGUUUAUACAUGUUUUAUCCAUUAUUAGGAGUGUAUGGAAAUUAUACAAGCGCUAUUGUAAUUUUCAGUUGAUUAGUAUUUUUUCUAAUUGCACAUAUAGUUUUGAUGUUAUGUUUAAACAUUAAAUGUGCCUCUUAAUACUAAGACAAUGCUGCAAACAUGGAAAACCUGAUACCUUAUUUACUUUCUUUUUUCCGCUUGGUAGUAUCUACAGUGGCUAAUGAUAUAAUUCAUUCAACUGUAGUAAAUAAGUGACUGUGAAACUGUAAUAUCAUAGGAUGUUAUCAGGGCUUAAAAGAAAGAACAGACACAUUUGUUGUAAAGGAAAGUAUUUUAUGAAUAGACUGUCAAAGAACUCUGAACAUUGUGCUAUGUUUCAUGUCAGUAUGUGAAUUUGUUUGUUUUAAUAAAUGUCCAAUAUGCCAUUGUAAUGUCAAAUUGUGUGCCUUGUCAUGCAAAUAAAUCCCAGGUUUUCAAUCUAUUUCAUUUAUUUAAAA